CGAAGCCCACACAUCCCGGAGCCGCACAGACAUGGAUGCACUGCAGGCCCUCAAUGAAGCGCCUCUUAAGGCCGUGUUUUUGGGACACUUUAUGUUGAUUUGUUGGUGUCUUAUAGGCAAUUGGCUGCCGGCGUCGUACAUGUUUUACAACACCUUUUUCAUGCUCUGCCUCUUGUGGUCAAUGCAUUCACGCGACUCACACGACCCCAUCCUCAUCGCCACUCUCAUCAACCUCUUGUCCAUCAUUUUGGACGCCAUUACUAUCGGCGUCUACUAUGACGACGCCCACAACCGGCCCUGUAUGGCCAUCACAAACCUGAUGCUUCGGCCGAUCACAUCACUGGUUCUCUUACGCAUAUAUAACGAGAGGAACGGCAGAUACUCGACCUUCGGAUUCCCCGGUCUGGGAGGCCUUAACCCGAGCGGUGGCCCCGCCGGUGGUGGCGGAAACACCGGUCGCGGCUCCUACGAGAACAUCGACGGCAGUGCCCCCCGACAGUCGGUGCCCAGUCCUAUACACGACGUCGAGGCCAAUCACCCGCCCUACAAGUGAGAGAAAGGGGGGUUUUGGGAACUCCUAUUAUGUUGUCAAACGGUAUAUCCGACACAUCUUCCAAUCAAACGAUUAGUUUUUGGAUAUUAUUUGAAUUUAUAUUUUAUUAUACGAUUAAUAUAAAAAAAAGUUUUACUCUCAAUAUCUCUAACGCUAUAUAAAUAAUGACAUAAUUAUAUAAGUUUUACCCCCAAUACUGAUGACAUUUUUAAUUCUAGUCUAUGUUUUGCCAAUAAAUCUCGUAAAUUAACAAAUAAUCUGAAUAUUAAUGAUGCGAAUCAUGUUUGAAGCUAUAAUUGUAGUCUUAUUUACCCAUAAAAUUAAUUAUGUUUCUGAUUAUUUUCCAAAAAUAAUUGGUUUAUAUUUAUG
Molecule: messenger RNA, 922 nt
Organism: Oppiella nova
Lineage: Eukaryota; Metazoa; Arthropoda; Arachnida; Sarcoptiformes; Oppiidae
Source: the annotation of a GenBank genome assembly